This is a messenger RNA of Monosiga brevicollis MX1, 1011 nucleotides long. RefSeq lists its product as uncharacterized. The transcript is spliced from 5 exons. The coding region runs from base 231 to 893 and encodes 220 amino acids. NCBI's taxonomy places the organism in Eukaryota, Choanoflagellata, Craspedida, Salpingoecidae. The record is from RefSeq and is a predicted model, not a curated record.
GCUUUCGCUUUCAGGGUUUACUUGGCAACCUCUCUCGAGCACAAACACGGCACACAAGGCGCGCUCGGACGGCAGCGGCGGCGAGAACAAACACGCUGAUACGCCGUGAGUCUUUCCGACUUCUUCUUGAGCUGUUUGGUUGGUUGAGCCGUCGUCGAGUGCCUUGAGGUCAUACCGCCUCUGCCCACAACGACAGUGCCCUUUUUCGCUUGUCCGUGCGAUCCAGCACCAUGACAGACUCAUCAGAGACGGUCCGGUAUUUUACGCCGGCCGAGGUGGCGGCUCACAAUUGCGAAGCCGACAUCUGGGUAUCGUUCUUGGGCAAGGUCUUGGAUUUGACCAAGCUCGUGCGCGAGCACCAAGGCAAUCUACUUCUCAAGCCCCUCCUUCUCUGCGCUGGCAAGGACAUUUCCCACUGGUUUGACCCCAAAACCGGCAACAUGCGGACGCACAUUGAUCCGAUCACGGGUCUUGAACUGCCGUUCACACCCCAUGGACGUGUUCUGGACGUGCCCCCAGCCUGCCCGUCUUCGCGUUGGGCCACAAACUUUGGCACGCCCUGGUGGCGGGACGAUGAUCAUGUUGUGGGCCGACUGUCUGAACGCACCCGGCUCAUCAAGGUCACCAACAUGCUCACCAAGGAAUCUCAAACCAUCGAGGUGUGCAACGAAGAGCCGCUGCGACAAAUUCAACAGCGGUAUCAAACCUACAAUUCCCACUCACGCUCCUAUACAUGGAAGCACCUCACCAAGGUGCUAGACAUGAACCUGACCCUCGCGGAGAAUGGGGUUGAGGAACUUGCAGACGAAUUUGACCGAUUGCACAUUGACCGCAAUGAGUUUAUUCCUGAGCUACAGAUCUAUUACAACGACGAUCUCCUUCCUUCGGCAUAACAUGCCUCCACUCAGCCUUGGCGCGCCAACGCGCCAGCUCCCUUCCCUCCCCGUUUUCGCCCCUCUCGUGUGUGUUUGCCCUCUGUCCAAGCUCGCCCAUCAAUUUUAUCUGACAAAU